CCAGCCCAUUGCCGUCUGAUUUUUCUGAAAACACAUCUUCUCAGUUCACCCCACCAAAUACCUGAUUAGCCUUUUCUUUUCGUUUUCCCCCUUCCUCUCUUCGACUGCAGCGUAGGAGAAGAAAGAGAGAGAGAGAGGUGGUCUUCUCCGAUUUGGGACGCCAAAUAUGUCUCCCCCUUCCGUCUGAUCUCCAUCUCAAUUCCCUCCCAAAACCACCGAUCGGACGGCCGGCGAUGGAGGGCAGCAUCAUGGACUCGCUGGGCGUGGAGAUCAUCGGCGUGAUGUCCCCCGUCUCCAUCUGCAUGCUCCUCGUUGUCUUCAUCGUCUCCUUCCUCUCUCCCCCGCCAUCUGCCUCCGUUCCACCGCCCGUCACCGCCGCCACCCUCGUCUACCUCGAGUCCCCCUCCGACUCCCCCGGCCAGAAGCUCGAGGGCGCCCUCCUCAACGCCGCCGUCUUCGUCGCCCUCGUCGCUGCCGUCACCUUCCUCCUCGUCGUCCUCUACUACUACAACUUCACCGGCUUCCUCAAGAACUACAUGCGCUUCUCCGCCUUCUUCGUCCUCGCCUCCAUGGGCGGCCCUAUCCUCCUCUCCCUCCUCCGCCGCUUCGCCCUCCCUCUCGACGCCCCCACCUGCCUCCUCCUCCUCUUCAACCUCGCCGCCGUCGGCGUCCUCUCCGUCUUCUCCCCCGCCGUCCCCAUCCUCCUCCGCCAGGCCUACACCGUCUCCCUCGGCGUCAUCGUCGCCGCCUGGCUCACCAAGCUCCCCGAGUGGACCACCUGGUCCCUCCUCAUCGCUCUCGCCCUCUACGACGCCGUCGCCGUUCUCUCCCCUCGCGGCCCCCUCCGCAUCCUCGUCGACCUUGCCUCCUCCCGCGACGACGACCUCCCCGCCCUCGUUUACGAGGCCCGCCCUGCCGUCGCCCCCUCCUCCUCCUCCUCCUCUCACCCUGCCGCCGCCACCGCCGCCGCUGCCUCCUUCGGCUCUGUGGAGCUCCAGCCCGUCGAUCCCCCUCCUGCAGAUCACCGCCCGGUUCUCAGCGCCCGGGAGUCCAAUUCAGAUCAUGCCGUCAUUGAAAUUGAGAAUCUUGAUGAGGAGAGGUCCCCUUUGGUGCCAUCCACCGGAUCAUCUACAGGUGGCGAUGAGCCGCAGCAGCGGCCGGCGAGUGCUGCCAGGACUGGGAGGAGGACUCGUUCUUCUUCCCCUUCAUCUCCGUCUUCUUCUUCCUCGGGUAUUGAGAUGUUUGAGACGACGCGGGGCAUCAGGCUCGGCCUCGGGGACUUUGUCUUCUACAGUGUUCUUGUGGGCAGGGCGGCGAUGUAUGAUCUGAUGACUGUGUAUGCUUGCUAUCUGGCGAUCAUUUCGGGGCUUGGAUGCACCCUCAUCUUGCUGUCGGUUUGCCGGCACGCUCUGCCGGCGCUGCCGAUCUCGAUCAUGCUUGGUGUGGGAUUCUAUUUCUUGACUCGGCUGCUGAUGGAGCCGUUUGUGGUCGGGUCGUCGACUAGCUUGGUGAUGUUCUGACCGACUUUCUUUUAACUGUUGUUUUUCUUCUGAUGGUAUACAAAAAGUGAAAGAUGAAUGCCAUCGUUUUGUGCAACUGAUGUUUCAUAUAAUCACAGCUUCUUCUUUUCUCAUGCUCUGUAGCUGCUAAUUUCUUUUGUGUGAUACCAUUUAUAUAUCAUAAAUGAGCUGCAUAUGUGCCAAAAUUUUCUUCA
Molecule: messenger RNA, 1714 nt
Organism: Phoenix dactylifera (date palm)
Lineage: Eukaryota; Viridiplantae; Streptophyta; Magnoliopsida; Arecales; Arecaceae
Product: Presenilin-1
Biological process (GO): protein processing; membrane protein ectodomain proteolysis
Cellular component (GO): gamma-secretase complex; membrane
Molecular function (GO): aspartic endopeptidase activity, intramembrane cleaving
Source: RefSeq, a predicted model, not a curated record